Messenger RNA from Halichondria panicea, 917 nucleotides. Its product is annotated as integrator complex subunit 13-like. Gene Ontology annotation, biological process: centrosome localization; regulation of mitotic cell cycle. The coding region runs from base 187 to 795 and encodes 202 amino acids. The record is from RefSeq and is a predicted model, not a curated record. NCBI's taxonomy places the organism in Eukaryota, Metazoa, Porifera, Demospongiae, Suberitida, Halichondriidae. Gene Ontology annotation, cellular component: integrator complex. The transcript is spliced from 8 exons.
CUCACUGGCCCCCACUCCAGUGGACAGGACAAAGAUACCCAAGGUCUACCCGGAGCAGAUCGCUCUGAGCAAGUUGGAACACGCCACUCGUCACUGGCCCAUGGUCUACGCAAACACACUCAUCUACACACUCACACACACAGGAGCUGGACUGUCUACCGGCUCAGUCUAAUCAAACAAGAGACCAUGUCAGACCCACAACUGGAGCAAUGCAGACAGGUGAUCACUCAGCUCUAUGAGAAAGAGAAAGCCAACGAGCCACUGUCAAUACCGACUGGUGGCAUGAACAAAGGGGUUAAGAGAGAUGAACAGUAUCGCAGUCUGUGGUCAGAGCUAGAGGACUUGGCACAUAUGUACAGCUCCAACUCUGAGAGGCAUCGUCACUUGCUAGAGUUCCUCCUUCAGAUGACCUCCCGUUGUCUGAGCAUGCAGCUGCCUAGGAAAACACCUCCCGUCAAGACAGAGAAUGGCAGUACAGCCACUGAGAGUUCUUCAAAUUGGAGGGAUGUCGAAAAGCACUCCAACGAUAGAGGUGGAAGGUCAGUCAAUGGCUCAGACUAUAAGUGGAACACGAGGACACAGGAAGGUCACAGACCACACCCACUAGUGGACGGAGGACUCCCCACACUCGCUAAACCUGGAGACUCAUUACUGUCGAUGUGGACAAACAGGAAACGUGUCGCGGCUGAUGGUUGUCAUCAAGAGUUUGCCGGCCGUAGCUAUGGUGAAUCAAAGAUUGAGCUUUACAAGAACUUGAGAACUAGCAAUGUUGCACCAUUACUAGAUCACGAAUGAACGAACACUCUACAUCUGUGUGUGUGUGCAUUUGCUGUUGUUGUUGUGGAGAUAAAUUUAUUGACAAUGAACCAAAAUCCAUAAACUAGCGUGCAUGAACUAAUUUGACAUGUAUACAUGCA